Molecule: messenger RNA, 2399 nt
Organism: Exophiala dermatitidis NIH/UT8656
Lineage: Eukaryota; Fungi; Ascomycota; Eurotiomycetes; Chaetothyriales; Herpotrichiellaceae
Product: adenylate cyclase
Exons: 1
Coding region: 453-1820 (455 amino acids)
Biological process (GO): cyclic nucleotide biosynthetic process; intracellular signal transduction
Source: RefSeq, a predicted model, not a curated record
GACAGUUUCUCCCACCAAUAAUGACGACGGUGGGACGACAACCUGAACAGCUAAACAGGGACCGCGCCAUCUAUAGCAAGACGCCACACACGCACAGCACACUAGCAAGGCAUCAGUCAGUUCCCUGCUACAGAUGCUACCUAGGUACUUACUACCUUGUAGCUGGCCAGACAUCGGUAGACCACGGGCGGGCGGCGCAACUCAUCGAAAUCAAGUUACAGGUUCUCAAAGCAUACCUCAGCUUCACGUCGGACGUCCUUGCUCCAGAAUGGUUCGGUAGCAACAGCCUUCUUGACCAUGCAGUGUGCGAGGUCAACGAAUGAGUGAACGAUUGAGUCAGCCGCCAGGUACAGUAACUAGCACUCAAGAAAGGCUGCCAACCUCUUGUUGAGAGGUGCACGGGUGGGCUCACAGAACCAACACUUCGGCCGACGCUGGGCGUCCUGGAAGCCAUGUCUAGGUUUGAGCUGCCAGUGCGCGAAGCGAUAGGAAGGAUAUGGUCGGCUGGUCACAACAGACCAAGACCAAGCUUACCUUUAUCGCUACAUCCACGCGGCGCGGUACCCGUAUCUCGUCAUGUACAGGAGCGACAGGUACCAGUCCAGCGCCAGCAGAGCAGCGCCCUUUUAGAAUGUGCAAACUUGACACCAAGGCGGCUGCUGUUGUCGAGCAACGGUUGCGCCGGCAGAAGGUCCGGUGCCAAUGCCAUUCGUUGUUUUUCCUCAUCCCCUUUCUCCUUGGCCAAGUCACAAGAGUCAAAAGCAGAAGAAGCAUCCGGCCAGCAUCAUGCCAGCGCUCCAUCAGCAGAUGAAAUCCAACAAGACAUCAAACGGCCAGCGACAGGAGCGACGCCACCGCAAGGGAGUCUCAGCAUCGUUUUCACCGACAUCGUCAAAUCAACAGCGAUCUGGGAAAGGGACAGCGCGGCCAUGAUGCAGGCGAUGCAAGUGCACGACCAGAUGAUCCGGCACCUGACCGAAGUGAACCAGGGUUACGAAGUGAAGCAGAACGGAGACGGCUUCAUGAUCGCCUUCCCAACCGCCACGGCAGCCGUGCAAUUCUGCCUCGACGUCCAAGAACAGCUGCUCGACGGGAACUGGCCACGCGCCAUCCUGAAGUUGCCCUCUGGACAAGAGACCAAGGACUCCGAAGGCCAUCUGCUCUUCCGGGGCUUGCAGUUGAGAAUGAGUGCCCAUUGGGGCAGCCCCGUGUGUAAUUGGAACGAGGUGAUUCAGCGCAUGGAUUACCUGGGUCCCAUGGUCAAUCGAGCCGCCAGGUUCAUCGAAGCCACGGAGGCAGGCCAGAUUGUGGUUUCGGAGGAGUUUCUGAGCCAGUUGCAGGCCGAAAUGGAAAUGGAACUGCAGGAAGACAAAGAAGAAGAACAAGGGAGUAGUGCUGCUCAACCGGUAGACUCUGCCUCAUCAUCGGUAUUGCAGAUGCAGCAAUCCGAGUCGCAGUCACACCUCUCGGAUGGCUGCAGCAGUAGCGCAAGCAGCAACAACAACCAGAACCACGAGAUGAACAAUCCCGAGAACCCUAUUAAGUCCGAAUCCGUCAACAACUACAACCACGGCCAUGGCCAUGGGGACGACACAGAUGUCGGUCAUGUGGACCUCCCAGCCCUCCGGUCCAGGCGAGGCCAGCAGAAACUCACGCACCAGCAAUUCCAGGUCCGGCUCCUGGGCGACCACGAAUUCAAGGGUCUUGAGACGCCGCAGCGCCUCUACUUCCUUGUCCCACGCUCUCUGGAGGGAAGGGAGGAAUACUGGCAUCAAGUCACUCGAGUGCCCGGCGUCAAAGGGAAUAUACGAAGCGGGUAACGAACAGCUACUUUGUCAGUACAUGUGCACGUGGGUCAUGAAGCAGACCUGAACUUCAAUUGCGUCGCAAGCCGAUUUGUUUCAAGUUGGUUUCUCUUUCCUUCAGUCACAGAAGGCCACCGCCAUUGCAAGGGAGAAAUUCGACUGCUGGUGCGGUUGUUAUUACUGUUACUGUUACAAUUUUUUGUUGGACGGUAGACGGUGGAGAAGGGGUGGCGGUACAAGCUCACGUACGAACAGUAGGGGGUGACAUGUCGGCAACAGCACGCUGUUCAUAUAUGUAGAUAUGAUAAGUACUGGAUGGUGUUAUAGUGUUCAUUCGAGCUUCAGUGUUCAUAACUUCCAACGGGUGGGAAAGGUCAAUCUUUAGGAAAAGCUGGAGCUUAUUGGCGAAAUCAAGGCAAGGGUACUUAAGGUAGGCGGAAAGAAGAUAACGGUGAUUGCACGGUGUGGCAUUCUGUGAAGUAUAACAAGCGCAAACAACCUUGUCGAGGUGAAACUUCAGAACUAUUUCCAGUAAACAGAUCAAUUCGCCGUGAAAUUGCUUUUCCAUCGAGAAAUAGACCUGGAACAAUCCAC